AUGGAAAGCUUACAAAAGAUUUUGGAUGGUGUUCUUGUAGCCAAUGAGGUGAUUCACAGUUGGAAGAACAGUCGUUAUGGGGGUCUCAUUCUCAAAAUAAACUUUGAGAGAGCUUAUGAUUGUGUUCACUGUGGUUUCUUGUUGGACUUGCUUUCAAAAAUGGGUUUCGGGGGAAAAUGGUGUGGGUGGAUUAAAGAAUGUAUCUCAUUUGUAACAAUGUCUACCCUUAUUAACGGUUCUGCUACUCAGGAAUUUCACACUCUAAAAGGCCUAAGGCAAAGAGAUCCCUAUGAUACGAUACUAUUUUGCAAUAAUGAUAGAGUGGAGAUGGCUAUUAUAAAAAGGAUUCUAUGGUGUUUUCAACUUAUGUCUGGCCUAAAAAUAAAUUUCUCCAAGAGCUCUUUGUGCGGAGUUAAGGUCGGCCAACAAGAUAUUACUGCUCUUGCUCAGGUGAUGGGGUGCAAAGUAGAGAUCUUGCUAAUCAAAUACCUGGGGUUGCCUUUGGGUGUAAAUCCAAAAAGAAUUAAAACAUGGGAACCAGUUUUGGACAGAAUGGGUAAAAAGCUGAGCAUUUGGAGAAGUAGAUUCAACUCAAUGGGAGGUAGACUUACUCUUCUGAAUUCUAACUUCGGACAUCUGCCCGUUUAUUUUAUGUCCCUUUUUAAACUACCAAUAGCUAUUGCCAAGGCCAUAAAAAAGAUGCAGAAACAAUUUUUCUGGGGUGACUCUGUUGAUAAGAAUAUGGAGAGAUAUUUGUUCCAUUGGGAAUGCAGCUUCAUGUAUCGGAACUAUAAUUCAAGAGGGCUUCAAAGUUCUUGUGGGGUCGGGCUGAGAUACAUUAUUCUGGAACCAUAUUUGGCUGGGGGAUAA
Messenger RNA from Rhododendron vialii, 870 nucleotides. RefSeq lists its product as uncharacterized. The transcript is spliced from 3 exons. NCBI's taxonomy places the organism in Eukaryota, Viridiplantae, Streptophyta, Magnoliopsida, Ericales, Ericaceae. The coding region runs from base 1 to 870 and encodes 289 amino acids. The record is from RefSeq and is a predicted model, not a curated record.